GGGUCUUCGGGAGUUGAUGGUCGGGUUCUGAGUGGACUGGACCUUGAUGGGGUGGAGACCGCUGCCCAAAUGUUAGCGCGCUCCUUUCCUGGGAGCAUGAGGCAUCGUACCCUAAUCUCCAGCCCGGCCCUCUGGGCCUCUAUCCAGUGUCCACGCUCUGAGCUGCGUCUGGACCUGGUUUUAGCCUCUGGACAGUCCUUCCGGUGGAGAGAACAAAGCCCUGCACACUGGAGUGGCGUGCUGGCAGACCAAGUAUGGACACUGACGCAGACUGAGGAGCAGCUCUAUUGCACUGUGUAUCGAGGAGACAAGGGCCCGGUUGGCAAACCCACACUAGAGGAGCUAGAGACCUUACGCAAGUACUUUCAGUUGGAGGUCAGCCUGGCACAACUAUAUAGCCAUUGGGCUUCUGUGGACUCCCACUUCCAAGAGGUGGCUCAGAAAUUCCAAGGUGUGCGACUGCUACAACAAGACCCCAUAGAAUGCCUCUUCUCCUUCAUCUGUUCCUCCAACAACAAUAUUGCCCGCAUCACCAGCAUGGUGGACCGGCUGUGCCAGGCCUUUGGACCCCAGCUCAUCCAACUUGAUGAUGUCAUUUACCAUGGCUUCCCCAGCCUGCAGGCCCUGGCUGGGCCAGAGGUGGAGGCUCACCUCAGAAAGCUGGGACUGGGGUACCGUGCCCGCUAUGUGUGUGCCAGUGCCCGAGCCAUUCUGGAAGAGAAAGGUGGGUUGGCUUGGUUGCAGAAGCUUCGAGAAGGUCCUUAUGAGGAGGCCCAUAAGGCCCUCUGUACCCUGCCUGGGGUGGGCACUAAGGUGGCUGACUGCAUCUGCCUAAUGGCCCUGGACAAACCCCAGGCUGUGCCUGUGGAUGUCCAUGUGUGGCAGAUUGCCCGACGUGACUACAGCUGGCAACCUACCAAGUCUCAGGCUAAGAGCCCAAGCCCCCAGGCCAACAAGGAACUGGGAAACUUUUUCAGAAACCUGUGGGGACCUUAUGCUGGCUGGGCACAAGCAGUGCUGUUCAGUGCUGACCUGCACCACCCACGGGCUCCAGAACCACCAGCAAAGCACAGAAAGGGGUCUAAAAUGCCAGAAGGCUAAGUGGGGUGUUCAAGACAAAGGAAUUUCCCAGCACCUUUCUAUUUCCUUCCUUCCCUUCCCCAUCCCCUCCGAGUCUCACAUCUGGGAGGACUCCAUGCAACUACCUUAGAGGCCAGGACCCCCAAAAUGAAGCAAGUCACAAAGCAAGGGGGGAAUGGGGACAGUUUGAAGAGAGCUGUAUAUGGUUUUAUCUUCUUCCCUUUAUUACAAGAAGGAACAAUAAAAUAGAAACAUUUGUAUGGAAAA
Jaculus jaculus (lesser Egyptian jerboa) is the source of this 1347-nucleotide messenger RNA. It is a transcript of the gene Ogg1, whose product is annotated as 8-oxoguanine DNA glycosylase. The record is from RefSeq and is a predicted model, not a curated record. The coding region runs from base 70 to 1101 and encodes 343 amino acids. Gene Ontology annotation, molecular function: damaged DNA binding; 8-oxo-7,8-dihydroguanine DNA N-glycosylase activity. Lineage: Eukaryota; Metazoa; Chordata; Mammalia; Rodentia; Dipodidae. The transcript is spliced from 7 exons. Gene Ontology annotation, biological process: base-excision repair; base-excision repair, AP site formation; nucleotide-excision repair. Gene Ontology annotation, cellular component: nucleus.